Messenger RNA from Tachysurus fulvidraco (yellow catfish), 7701 nucleotides. RefSeq names its product chondroitin sulfate proteoglycan 4ba (gene cspg4ba). The transcript is spliced from 10 exons. Bases 178 to 7329 code for a protein of 2383 amino acids. The record is from RefSeq and is a predicted model, not a curated record. Lineage: Eukaryota; Metazoa; Chordata; Actinopteri; Siluriformes; Bagridae.
AGCUGGAGUGGGCGGAGCCACAUGGAGAAUGUGGAGACUUAAGUUUGGUUAAAGGGGUUAAAGAAAUGCAGAAACGCGUUUGAGUCGUCCUUUAAUAUUUGCAGUAAGUACGACUGAAUAAAAUGGCUCGUCUUGUGGAGUUUUGUGUUGAACCGGAAUAAAAUCAAGGCAGAUAAAAUGAAGACUUUACUUUCUUACGGGUUGCUGCUGUUUUUUGUCGGAGUGGCUCGAGGAGCUUCCUUUUAUGGCGAUGGAUUUGUGCAGUUAAAGGUGAAAGAUUCGACUCACUCCUCAAUCAACUCGCUCCACAUCCGCUUCCGCACAUCUAGUCAGAGAGGUGUGCUCUUCCUGGCUGCAGGGCAAACUGAUUAUCUGCUGCUGGAACUCAGCUCUGGCAGACUGCAGGCAAAGUUGGAUCUUGGUUCUGGCGAGCAGAUUCUACACUCCGACAAAGGGAACCCACUGAACGACUUGGCUUGGCACACAGUAGAUCUUAUUCAUGACCAAUUUAACGUAAACCUAACUGUGGACAAGCAUUUCCAGACCAGCCAGACACUUUUUGGCUCACAGCAACAACUGGAUAUAAGCGAUGGUUUAUAUAUUGGUGGUACAGGAGGUUUGGAUAAGGUCUAUCUCCCUAAUGAUCUCACCGGCUUCCGUGGUUGCCUUGAUGAAGUGCUGUUUAAUCAGAACAACCUCAUGUCAUCACUUAGACCAUACUCUGGCUUAAAGAAUGUCUAUGAGGUUUCUCUUGGAUGCAGUCCACAGUUCUUUGCUAAUGAAGAGGACGCAAUCAGCUUUUUCAGUUCCAGGGCAUACAUCUCCCUUCCUCCUUGGUCCACACAGCGAGAGUGGACUCUUGAAUGCUCGGUACAUACAUCAGCUCAAGAGGGAAUCAUUAUGUACAAUUCUGCUCGAGAAGGGGGCUUUGUUGCCAUGGAGAUUCACAACGGCUUACUUGUCGCUGUGGUGGGCAGAGACGGGAUGAGAAUGGAGCUGCGCUCUCUUACUUUUAUCAACGACAGGAAGUGGCACUAUGUUAAGUUUUACCUCACUUCUAAAAGCUUGCAGCUGACCAUCGAUGGAGAGACUGUGAAGUCUGGCAUCAAAUCCAGAUCAAAACCCUUGCAUUUGAAAGGUUUCCUUUUCCUCGGUGGUGUAGAUGAUGGCACACGCUCUGAAGUCAGAAAGUUUGGCCUGUCAUCAGUGGCAGGAAAGCGCAUUAAAGGUGGCUCUUUCAAAGGAUGUUUUAGAGAUAUUAAGGUCAAUGGUAUUUUAACAGGUCUCCCGAAUGCUUUGGUAACCAAAGACGUCUCAGUUGGCUGUGAACCAGAAAAGGAACCUCAGGUUAGCACCACUGAUGGGAGUCUGGUUUUUGAAUCUGUCACUCAGUUACCGUCUAUAGAUAUGUCCACGCUUGCAAAGGGUCUGGUUGCCGGACAUGGGCAAAAUUUUUUGCAGCUUAGGGACCUUGUUGUACCUGAGGGCGGUCGUGCAACAUUGGAAUCAAAACACAUCAAAGUGAACCUGGAUUUCAAGAAGCUCGGCAUCCGUCAGUCGCAGAUCAUGUUUAGAAUCGAAGAGCAGCCGGUGCACGGUCAGAUAAGGUUUGAUGUGGACCAGGAGCAAGAAGGGAAUACGUUCAGUAUGUUGGAUCUGUGGCAUGGCAGAGUCAUGUACAUCCAUGGAGGUUCUGAAGAUCCUCAUGACUACUUCAUGUUCUCCAUCUUCUCCAGUAGCAGAAAAGUGACACCAAGCUACCUCAAAGCAGAGAGGUUGUACAGAUUCAACGUGACAGUAACACCAACCAAUGAUGCCCCUGAAUUGAGUUUGCCUGAGGGAAAUCUAUUUGUUCUUCUUGAGAACUCUAGGAAGAGAUUAACCACUGAUGUGUUGAAAGCCACAGAUGUAGAUAGCAGCUCCACCGACUUGGUCUACUCUGUAUUGGGAAGUCUUAAUGCUGAUGCCGGAUUUUUGGAAACUGAAGAUAACCCUGGUCAGGCAGUCAAUUCAUUCCCUCAUUCAGCUCUGGAAGCUGGAAAAAUCAACUAUGCACACACCGGAGUAAAGAACUCAAGGAUAGUGUUAAGGGUUAGUGAUGGAGAGAAGAUAAGCAACACGGUGGUGCUACGAAUUAUGGCAGUUAAAUUGGAAUACAGCCUUUCAAAUAACACUGGGGUGGAGGUCACUCAAGGAGAAUCGUCUCUAAUAAACAAUACACGGUUAGCAAUUCAGACAAAUGCAGUAAGACAAGCUGUAGACAUCCGUUACGACGUCGUUGAGCCGCCACGGUUUGGAGAACUACAGAAACUUCAUUCAAAUGGAGAAUGGAAGUUCACCGAUUCUUUUUCUCAACGCAUUCUGGAGAAAGAUCGUCUGAGAUACCUCAGCACCUUUAAGGAUAUUCAGACCGCUAAUGUACCCGAUAACUUCAAGUGUAAGGUCACGAUCGCAUCAAAGGCAACAAAGGAACUGGUGUUUAAUAUAAAGACCAAAUGGAUACAUUAUACAUUGGAGAGAAAUGAAGUACUCAAAAUGGACAAAAUCAGGAUAGUUCCAAUUGAUUCAGAGCAUCUCUAUGCAAGGACACACGGCGUGGAUCUAACCGAAGAUCAGAUUUAUUUCAAGCUUCUGUCUUCCCCAAAGAAAGGGUUGAUUUUGCUGAACAAUAAAAAGUUAAGUGCUAAUUCUACAUUUAGCCAAAUGAACAUCACUAACAUGGAAGUGGAGUAUCAACUGAUCGAUAGACCCUACGAGAACACAAGUGACAAGUUUGAAUUUCAAGUGUUCAGCAAGCAUUCUCAUUCACCUAGUCAUGUAUUCAGGAUAAAUAUCAGAGCAGAUAUCAACAGCGUUUACAUAAAAAACAACGGACUUUCAAUUUCUGAAGGUGAAAGCAAACUUAUUACCAACAGUGAACUGUUUGCUGAGACUCUGAGCACUAAAGAAAUCUACUACACACUCACAGAGAUGCCAAAACAUGGCAAACUAGCGCGCAUCAAUCUGUCCAACUCAACCAAGCAAUAUGACAAUCUGGUGUCUUUCACCAACCAGGAUAUUAUAGAAGAGCGCCUCAUGUACGUCCACGACGACAGUGAAACAACUCACGAUCAGUUCAGAUUUACAGCCUCGACAAGUCAGCUGCUAAAGGGUCUUAUCAGUGAAGAGUCGGGCUCCAAAGACGGUGUCUUCAACAUCACUAUACAGUUAGUGAAUGAUGAGAAGCCUGUUCGAAUUGUAGACAAAGUGUUCCAUGUCGUCAAAAACGGACAAAGGCUGUUGACGCUGGAUGACUUGUGCUACCAUGAUGCAGACUCGGACUUCAGUGACGGGCAGCUAGUUUAUACUCGCCGCGGGAUCCCUAUAGGUGAUCUAGUGCUUGUCAAUGACACAUCUCAUAAACUCUACCAGUUCCACCAAGAGGACCUGGAACAGAAGCAAGUGUUGUUUGUUCAUCGUGGGAUCAACUCUGGCCGCUUCGUGCUUUUCGUAUCAGAUGGCAAGCACUACAUUUCAACGUUGUUGGAUAUCAGCGCUCAGGAACCAUACCUAAAGGUUGCCAACAAUACUGGUUUGUUGGUCCAAAAAGGUCAGACCAGAACAUUCAGCAUUGCUAAUUUUAGUGUGGUUACAAACAUGGAUAUCAGAGAAGACCGCGAAAUCACUUUUAAGAUCCAUGACGCCCCAAAACAUGGUGCCUUGUUCAUAAAAGACCAGAGAAUCGACUCUUUUACGCAGUAUGAACUAAAGAAUGCUUUGUUGUCAUAUCGCCACGAUGGCAGCAAAAAUUUGGCUGAUUUUUUCACGGUCAUCGUCAAAGCAAAAGGGUUGCAUGUGGAAGCCAGGAUCAGUGUAAAAGUUUACUUAGAAAGCCACCAAAAGCCACCUGUCUUACACAACAACAAAAUCUUAGUGGUGGACGAAGGAAAGCCGGUGAAGAUUGAACGUAGUAAACUUGAGGUUACUCAUGAAGCAAAUUUGCCCAGUGAAAUAAUCUUCACCGUUAUAGUUUCUCCAGGUUACGGAUAUCUGCGACGAUUUCAUAACAGUAAAGAACAGUUCCAGGGGAUUGAGCAGGACCCUUUAUUGACCUUUACACAGCAAGAAAUCAACAGUGGGAAUAUUCAGUAUGUCCAGAUAACGCCCGAACGGAUGAACGACUCCUUCGUUCUGGAAGCCAGCAACGGGGUAACAGAACUGAGUGGCAUCAUGAUGUCUGUAGAUAUCAUUCCUCACUACAUACCUAUGGAAGUUUCCAAUAUAACACUGAAAGAAGGAGCAUCCAAAGCUCUAACAGAAGACAUCAUACGAGUUACCAGUCCGCAUUUCUCUGGGCUCCACUUUGUGUACUACGUGUCAGACGGACCGAUGCAUGGACGCAUCGAGAACUCUCGUUUCCCAGGCACUCCAACAACAUAUUUUACCAGAAAACAGGUGGAGCAGGAGUUUAUCUACUAUGUCCACGACAACUCAGAGACAUUCCAGGACUACUUCACUGUUAUAGCCAAUGCCACGGAUCUCCGAAAACACAGCACUCCCAGGACAUUGUAUGUCCAAGUCACACCAGUCAAUGACAAACCUCCGGUUAUAACGGCCAACAAAGCGCUCAGGGUUUGGGUCAGCUCCAUAACAGAGAUCACUCCUGAAGAUCUGCAUGCGGAGGAUGACGAUACAGCUCCAGAGCAGCUACAUUACCUCAUCACUCAACCCAGUAACGGGCACCUGGCUCUGAAAAGUGCUCCCAUUAGACCAGUCAUGAACUUCACUCAGGCUCACAUAGAUCAGGGACAACUACUGUUCGUGCACAGUGGAGCCACGGCUGGAGGGUUUAACUUCCAGGUGAAUGAUGGCGUGAACUUUGCUCCGAGGCAGAUAUUCAGCGUAACGGCUCGUACGCUUGUCGUCCAUAUGGAAAGGAGCGGCCCGCUCAAGGUGUUUCCAGGCGCUUCAUCCUCCAUUUCAAAAGAGGUCCUCAGUGCAGCAACCAACGACAAUGAAGGCAAUUCAAACCGCACCAUUGUUUUCACCAUUGUUAAGCCCCCGAAAUUUGGAAAGCUGGUGACUGUGCAGGCAGACAGUUCUAUUACUGAGAUUUCUUCCUUCACACAGGAAAUGGUCGAUGAAGGUAAAGUGGCAUAUGAACAAACUGUGGACGCUGUCGGAUGGGCAGCCUCAGACAAGUUCACGUUCACGGUGUCAUCACCUCCUGCAAGCCUCGAGGCUCAGACCUUUGAUAUCGACAUCUCUUACGAAAAUGCAGGGCCUGAAAGAAACACGCUUCUUCUUAAAAACACAGGAGGUGUGGUAAUAGAAGGAGACAAAGUCAUCAUUGACAAAACAAUGCUGGAUGCAUCAAAUCUCCUCACCAAACAGCCAGAGUCUCGUCGCAACUCCUACGAUGUCUGGUACCAGGUCAAGUCUUUACCUCAGCACGGUGUCAUCGUUGUGGGUGAACGGAAUCUUACAAAGGAAAAGCCCUAUUUCUCUCAGUUUAUUCUGAACAAAUACGGAAUAACCUACCAGCACGACAACUCCGAGACCAUACGAGACCGCUUUGUCUUCAACGCUUUCCUUAACCUGAAGAGCAAACCUGCACAGCGUCCUGAGGAUGACCGUGAAGUGGUAGAGGAAACGUUUAACAUUACGGUCACUCCAGUGAAUGAUCAGCCACCUGUCCUAAAAACCAAAGCUCCAAGCCUCAAAGUUGUUCAGGGAGACACUGUAGCUCUCGGACCCAGCAACCUGAAUGUAGAAGACCUUGACAACUCUCCAGAUGAUAUCCAGUACUCUGUGAUCAGCAGACCUAGCAACGGCUUCCUUUCUCUCGCUGGAAGUCUAAACAUUUCUGUGGAUAGCUUUUCUCAAGCCCAGAUAAACAAGGGUGAAGUAUUCUUUAUCCAAGAUGGCAGCCCUGCUUCUGGGGUGUUCUAUUUCAGUGUCACCGAUGGUCAUCAUCGGCCAGUCUACAAACUUUUCAACCUAGAGGUGUUGAAGAUCGCCAUUUCAAUUGUCAAUAAAACAGAUUUGAUAUUGGAGCAGGGGCAAACAACAGUGGUGCUCAACCAGUCACACCUGGCUGCAGAGACUAAUGGAAAAAACACUACUGUCCAAUAUAAAAUAACUGCUCCUCCUAACUAUGGUAAACUGCUCUUGGACAACGAAGAUGUUACCCUUUUUAAUCAGGAUGAUUUGCAAGCACACAGAUUAAGUUACCAUAUGGUCAAUCUCGCAUCCUCUCAUGAUAACUUUGAGUUCACCGCCUUCACCUCGGAGGCAAACCUGACUGACCAGAUAGUUAACAUAACAGUUAAGCCUUUAAUUAGGUACGCAGAAGGUGUAAAGUUCUCAAAUGGAAUCCGCGUUAAGCUCAAGGCGGUCUUUCUCAACGUCUCUGAACUUGCUCUGAUUAGUGGUAGCGAUCCAUUGUUCGAAAUUCUGUCCCCACCAAUGUAUGGCAAGAUUUUAAAGGCUGGCACGGAGAAAAAAACAGAACCUACAAAUACAUUUUUCUUUAGUGAAUUACAGCAGGAAAAACUUACCAUCGAAUUAAAGGCCAAUCUAACCGAAGUUCAAGAGGUGAAAGACUCAUUACGAUUUGUCCUAAAAGCUGGCAAACUUCAACCUGCAAACGGGGAGUUCGUCUUUAGCAUCGUGCCAUAUGACCCUGCUCUCAUGACAAUGACGACAGCUAUCUCAUUGUACCCAAGUACUACUGCUUCACCCAGCCAAACCACAGCUAUGUUCUCUCUUCUCAUUUCCAAAUCUCCAUUAAUUCGGCCAUCAGACCUGGUCACCAAGGCAUUGCCAAAGUUCAAGGGCCGUAAUCGCUGGGGUAACUCGAACCUCAAUGAAUCACAUGCCACAACUAGGUUUAAACCAACAUAUAGUCAGGAAAUUGUUCCAGUUAGGAACCAACCAGUGAGGGUUGAGUCAGUGUCUGAGAGUAGCUCCUCUUCCAACCCCAUGCUCAUCAUCCUCCCACUGCUUGCUCUUCUGCUUGUGGUCAUUGUGGUCAUAUUGGCUUUACUACUGAGGCGAAAGCAGCAGAAAAAGAAAAAACAUAUGAAUGGUUCCUUUGCUUCUAAGUCCUGCCCUGAUAGUAGAUACUUUCAAGGACAUCCACAGAGGACUGCAACUGUUCCUUUAGUAACUGUAACCCCUCUCAGCCCAAGCAACCCUGGUAGUCCUGCUCUGAUGAGACCCCAGACAGGAAACCCUGCCUGUGGGCAGUCUCUGACUCUGUGCUCCUUUGGCAACAUGGAUCUUGACGCCACUCAGUUUUGCAGGACCACAAACCCCACAUUGCAGCACAAUCAGUACUGGGUGUGAGCCAAAACCUUGUGCACAAAGAUUAGAUCCAUCACAGUGUUUUUUUAAUUGAAGCUAUUUCACUAGUUGUCUGAAUCUUUUAGCAAGAUUGUGGAAUUUAGUGUUGAAGCAAGAGGGAAGAUAAGACAACAGCCAAUUUACUUGUUUGUUGCUGUAGCCCAUUCACAGUUGUGCUGCUUGGAUCAGCGCUAAAUCUAAUGAUGGUAGAUAUAACCGCUCUGGUUCAUUUGCACUCUGCUUUAAUCUACUUUUAAGGAAACUAUUAAACAAGCCAAAUGAAACAAAAUGAAACAAUUCAUUUAAACUUGCAGACAGAAGCCACCAACCUCCAUAACGAGAUGCGUUGUAAUUAACGAUAUAUAUAUAUAAUAU